Oryza sativa Japonica Group (Japanese rice) is the source of this 1561-nucleotide messenger RNA. Its product is annotated as F-box/FBD/LRR-repeat protein At1g13570. Gene Ontology annotation, molecular function: protein binding. The record is from RefSeq and is a predicted model, not a curated record. NCBI's taxonomy places the organism in Eukaryota, Viridiplantae, Streptophyta, Magnoliopsida, Poales, Poaceae.
GCUUUUAAAGCCCGGGCUCAAAUGCGAUUUGCGAAGUAAAAUCGACGGCGACCCAAAAAGGGAAAAAUGCCGCGCGAAGAAUAUAGGGCCAAGCGCCGCCGUUUGCCGGCGGCGGAGCCGGACUUCCUGGCCGGCCUCCCGCCGGAGAUCGUCGACGACAUCAUCUCCCGCCUCGACAUACGCGACGUCGUCCGCACCUCCGCCCUCUCCCGCGCCUGGCGCCGCCGCUGGGAGUCCGUCCGCGGCCUCGACCUCAGCUUCAGAUCCUCCGCCCCCGCCGCCGCCAUCUCCUCCGUCCUGAAGCGCGCCGCCGCGCCGGUCCGCGGGCUCGGCCUCCGAGUCCCCGGUCGCCGGUUCCGCCGCGCCGUCCACUGGCUCCGCCUCCUCCCCCGCAAGCGCGUCCAGUCCCUCGACCUCCACUUCGAGUUCGUGUUCGGCGAGAAGCCCAGCCUCGACCCCAGCAUCCUCUCCUGCCUGGAGCUCACCACGCUGGUCCUCGAGGGCUGCAUCUUCCCGCCGUCGCCGCCGCCGCCGUCGUUUGUGGGGUUCCCGGAGUUGACCAAGCUGUCCCUCUCCGAGAUCGACCUCCCGCGCCACGGGGGGAGGCGGCUGGAGGCGAUGAUCGCCGCGUCGCCGCUUCUCGUCGAGCUGUCUCUCUCGAACGUGCGCAGCCUCCAUCACUGGGAGAGGUGGUUCAUCCGGGGACCAAACCUCCGGUCCGUUUGGAUCUGGACGGAUUACGAUUAUGGCUGCAGGAUAGGGGAGCUCCCGCGGCUAGAGCACGCCAUCGUCUUCGCGUCGGCCAUCAAGACUGAAGUUUUGUGCAAAAUUCUGGAAGGGAUUAGUCAUGCGGAGACUCUUGGAUUCGAUGCAAUUACAGACCAGUUCAAUGGUAACCCACCGGAGAGGUUUUCAUUCACUUUUCAGAACUUGAGGUCGUUGGACCUGCAUGCUUGUCUAGAUCAAAUCUCAAGUACUUCUUGGGUCUUUUGCAUACUUAGAAGUGCCCCGAACCUGGAAACACUUGAAAUCGAGGUUGAUUGUGAUGAUGAUGAAGUGGAUGCUGGAUCUGUCGAAGGAUUCGCAAACGCACAAGCAAGUGAUGACAUUUUCCCUAGACUUCGAGAUGUCUGGUUACAUAGUAUUGACUGCUCCUCAAAUGAGAUGUGCUUCAUCAAGUUUGUCCUAUCCAAAGCAAGAUCGCUAGAACUGUUCUCUGUUCGUGUCACCUCCAGUAGGUUAUCUUAUCAGGAGGCAUGCAUAGAGAUGGCAAAAUACAAAAGAGCAUCGCCGUUAGCUAAGCUCAGACUCAUCCGUGGAUGACUGGCUAGCUUGACUUUGCAGAGCACCUGAACUUCUCAUGCUUUUUCAUCCCAUUGUUUGUAUUCAGUGAAAGAUAUCUCUGUUGAACUGUGUGGAUGUUGAAUUUCCAUCAGGCAACAUGCAUGACAUCUGCAAUAGUGUGCCUAUGUAGGUAAUGCAUACUGCUUGCCUAUAUAUUUUGAUGAAGUUUAAAUAAUGCCUUCCCAUUGUUAUUAAUUCCCGAAUGAGGAUUCAAUCC